Molecule: messenger RNA, 1940 nt
Organism: Hypoxylon fragiforme
Lineage: Eukaryota; Fungi; Ascomycota; Sordariomycetes; Xylariales; Hypoxylaceae
Product: FAD/NAD(P)-binding domain-containing protein
Exons: 1
Coding region: 346-1755 (469 amino acids)
Source: RefSeq, a predicted model, not a curated record
GUACCAUGACAAAUACACAACACAUUUAAUUAUAUUCAACAUUGAAUCAUUGAUGUUUUACCUGACUGGGCUUAUUAAUCGUUUGUAUAGGGUACCUAGAUAAGAAACCUCUUAUUACACGAGGUGUAGGGAAAGAGCGAACUGGAGUCACGAACUGUCUAUGUUGGAGGCAAGGGAAGGCACGAUGCUUCAAAAGCAAACACGACUUCCCUAUCCAAUAUUUAAACCUGGAUUCUUCAAUGGAAUUUCUCAAACUAACUUUUUCAACCAUCGCUGUUACUCACCGAGACUAAAACAUCGAAAUCAAAUUAAGUUCGACCCUUCAUCAAAAUCCUUCCGUAUUAAAUGCUGAUCAUGCAUUUAUUUACCUUCUGGGCAACAAGCAUUACUCUGUCAUGUUUCUGUGACUUGGCAUUGUCAAAAGCGGUUGAAGAUGAUACUUUGCAUCGAGAUGUUGUUGUCAUUGGAGGAGGCGCGUCGGGAACAUACACUGCUGUUAGACUGAAAGACGAGAACAAGACAGUGGCAGUCAUCGAGAAGAAGAGUACUCUGGGUGGACAUGCUGAGACUUACGUUGAUCCCCACACUGGUUAUACUAUCGACAUCGGCGUGCGUCUUUUCAAUCACUUAAAGGUAGUGACAGACUACUUUGCCAGAUUCGACGUCCCUCUUACCAUUCUAUCCUCGACUGUACAACCCGAAUACAUAGACUUUUCUACCGGCCAGAAUGUGACCUACACCGCACCGGGCCCUGAAGCCCUCGGUGCCGCCUUGGCCGCUUAUCAGACCCAACUCGAGAAGUAUCCCGACUUACAGAAGGGCUUCAAUAUGACCUAUCCCGUGGAGCCCGAUCUGCUAUUGAACUUCGGCGAGUUUGUCACCAAGUACGGUCUAGAGGCUCUCGUGCCUCAGAUAUUCAUCACGAACCAGGGAUAUGCGCCGUUGCUCAACAUCAGUACGCUCUACAUGUUCAAGUACUUCAACGCGGCCCAAGUCAGCAGCUUUUCAGCAGGGUAUUUGACGACCGUAUCUCACAACAUGCAGGAAUUAUACCAGAAGGCCACCACGUUCCUAGGCGACGAUGUCCUUCUCGACUCUGCUGUUCUCUCUAUGAACCGUACAGAUCCUGGCGCUGGCCCUGUGCAAAUUCUCGUCCAAACACCUACGGGCCAGAAGCUCAUUGUCGCGAAGAAAGUCGUCUCCACGAUCCCCCCGCUGCUCGACAACCUGGGUGGAUACGAUCUCGCCUCGGAUGAGACAGCACUGUUUGCCCAGUUCUCGUCGAACGGGUAUUACACUGGACUCCUGAACAACACGGGGCUCAAUUUCGUCGCCUAUAAUUCCGACUCUAGACGUCCAUACAAUGUCCCGGAGCUACCAGGCCUCUACUUGAUGCAGGACAAUCAGGGAUUGACGCAGGUGUACUACGCAAGCCCCACCGUACUCCCUGAUGAUGAGGUCAAGGCGGACAUAUUAGCCAUAGUGCGGCGGGUGCAGGAGGCGAGGGGUGUGGUUGUAGGUGCGGAUGUGGACGUCAAGGGGACACCCGAGUGGCUUGCAUUCUCGAGUCAUGCGCCGUUUAAUCUUGAGGUGUCCAAUAAUGCGGUGAGCGAUGGCUUUUACAAGAAGCUGUUUGAGCUUCAGGGGAAACGGAAUACAUUCUGGAAUGGUGCUGCGUGGCACACACAGGACUCGACCGCUCUGUGGCAGUUCACGGAGGAUUAUGUGCUUCCGAUGAUACUGGCUUCGCUAUGAUGCCUAGGUCCCCGAUUAUCCAGCCAUCUAAGCUACCAGGUAGCUAGCUAGAUUGGUGGCUGGUGUUCUGAAAAGCGGUGUACACAUUCCCAUAGUUAUCGCGUAGUGAUUUGAUCUCAAUUCUAAGAAGUUCACCAGUUUCUGUGGCCUCGAGGCGGUUUAUGUCGUUUACUUAAUGUUAGGCC